AUGUUUUCGAGGCAUCUUCAAGAUGAGGACGUCGCAGUUCCCAUGGGAAAUGUUGUGGAUGGCUCCUUGCCGUUGCUCUUCAAGUUCUCAGGGGAGGACGAUCAGCCGGUGCACCAGAACGUCGAUUUAUCGAUGCAUCGCGUUAUGCAGAUCGUGGGCAAAGUGCCUAAGAGGAGCGAUGGAGCACAACCUAUAAAUUGGACGAUCCAUCGUAUCCCAAGUCAGGCUAACCAGACCUGCCACAAGAUCAGGAUCACGAUCAGAACCGCUCCUGAGUACCUUCGACACGUGCAAUCAGCUGAUCGCCACCUUACAACAAUGAUCCAUUUUGUGAUUCUCGCAGCGAGUGCAAGUCUGGCGGUGGCGGCUCCUCAAUGGGGUUACCAUGGGGCAGGAUACCAUGGGGCUCAUGUGGGAGGUCCCCCAGCUCCCCUUGGACCGGAUGGGCGCGUUGUGGACACACCGGAAGUCGCUCAGCUCAAGGCCGCCCACCUUUCCGCCUUAGCGGAAGCGCACGCUCGUGCCCCCAAAGGAUCCGCCAUCGGAACCCCAUACGAAGGAUACUAUGGCGGCCAUGACGGGUCUUACGCUCCUCGUUACAGCGGCCCCCCCGCCCCCCUGGGACCGGACGGUCGCGUAGUGGACACACCGGAAGUGCAGCAAGCGAAGGCGGUCCACUUCUCGUUGUACAGCGCCGAGGCGCAGAAGGUGCCAUCGGGCCCCGAGAACCCUGGCCAUGGGUCCUGGGGAGGAGACUGGAACCCAGCUUACGACCAUCACUACUAA
This is a messenger RNA of Orussus abietinus, 786 nucleotides long. RefSeq lists its product as uncharacterized. The transcript has 4 exons. The record is from RefSeq and is a predicted model, not a curated record. Bases 1 to 786 code for a protein of 261 amino acids. NCBI's taxonomy places the organism in Eukaryota, Metazoa, Arthropoda, Insecta, Hymenoptera, Orussidae.